AUGAAAUUUAGAUUUCUAUUUUAAAUGGGAAUAACAUUAGAAUCAAUAAAAUAAUUCAACAGAAAUGAUCUCAGUUAACUUAAAAAAUAUUAAAAACUGGCCAAUUCUGUCAAAAAUUUGCAUUCGCUUAUGAUAUUGUAUAAAUAUUGA
This is a messenger RNA of Tetrahymena thermophila SB210, 150 nucleotides long. RefSeq lists its product as hypothetical. NCBI's taxonomy places the organism in Eukaryota, Ciliophora, Oligohymenophorea, Hymenostomatida, Tetrahymenidae. The record is from RefSeq and is a predicted model, not a curated record. The transcript is spliced from 2 exons.